Molecule: messenger RNA, 1053 nt
Organism: Pteronotus mesoamericanus
Lineage: Eukaryota; Metazoa; Chordata; Mammalia; Chiroptera; Mormoopidae
Exons: 6
Coding region: 1-1053 (350 amino acids)
Source: RefSeq, a predicted model, not a curated record
AUGGUGGGCGCGGGGCCCGCGUCACACCGAGCAGCUGGCAGGGCUCGCGGCGCCCUCCAUCCACGCCCGACCGGGGCGCGGCGCGGCGGCGGGCGCGGAGGUGUCGGGCCGAGGCAGGCCGACCCGCGCACUAGCCCGGGCGGCCCGCGGGCCGGGGGAGCGAAAGAGGCCUCCUGCAGUCUGGCCAGGCUGGUAGGCUUGGUGGAUGAACGUUCCGAGCCCCCCUCUUCACCCGGAACAGGCCUGCCCAGUGGGAGGCGCCCCGCUUGGCCUCGCGUCUGUUCGCCUGCCCCGCGCUGCGCAGCGUGCACCCGCGGGACCCGGAUCCGGGGCUCCUUCGCUGCGAACUGCCAGGAGAGCCCUGAGGGGAAUGACUGCCACUGGACAGACAGACCGCUCUGGCACGACGUGAAGCUAAGAAUUCGUGGCUCGGGAGCAGUCGGCAGCGCAGGUAGCUCAGUGGCCGCUGCACCUAGAACACAGUGGCGUAGACGUGCAUAUUUCAAGGAGCCGGGUUCCCCGCGAGGCCAAGCCCUGAGAAACGCCAGAAUCGCGGCCAGGGCUCCAGAGCUCCAGGGCUCUCCCGGAGAGCGGCAGCCGCGGGCCCAGGCGCUCUGCAGACGCGGCAAGAUCUGGCUCCUCCAGCCGCGGAGAGGCCGGAUAGGCGCGGGCCCGAAGUCGUGCUUGCGGGCGGCGAGGGGGCGCUGUGGCCCGCCACUGCGGCCUCAUCCCUGCAACGGUGGCCCCAGCGACGUCCCCAGCCACCGACGGGUGGCGGGCGCUCCUGCCCUGGCGCGACCUACCUCUUCCCUUGUAGUUUUAAUUCGGGGAAGAACAAUUUUAUCAAGCAUUGCAAUAAACCUACUCCGCACACGACCUUUUUCCUCAUUGUCUUAUUACCCCGGGUUCCGCUGGACUUUGCUUUCCAAUGCAGCGGUGUGUCCAGAGUACCCAACUCGCUUCAGAUGCUACGACGUGCGCCUGGAAAACACGCGCAGAGGGGACACUGCACAAGUGGAAGGGUCCCCCACCGUUCCUGUCCUGAAACGCUGA